Messenger RNA from Phalaenopsis equestris, 1133 nucleotides. RefSeq names its product tropinone reductase-like 3. Bases 170 to 1120 code for a protein of 316 amino acids. Gene Ontology annotation, molecular function: oxidoreductase activity. NCBI's taxonomy places the organism in Eukaryota, Viridiplantae, Streptophyta, Magnoliopsida, Asparagales, Orchidaceae. The record is from RefSeq and is a predicted model, not a curated record. The transcript has 7 exons.
AUGAGUUUGACUGUAUAGGAUUUAAAAAUCCGUAGGAUUUACCAUGGUGUUUUUGCCCCUUUGGAAGGAUUUAACAUAAAUCCUGUACAAAGUCCUGCUUAACCGGCUACCAAACGGCCCCUUAGACUUUCUUAAUUCCUGUUGAUUCCGCCAGACGGGGAAGGAGGAGAUGAAGAGAUUACAAGGGAAAGUCGCGAUUGUUACAGCUUCAACACAAGGAAUCGGCUUCGCCAUCGCUGAGCGUUUUGCUCUCGAGGGAGCCUCAGUCGUCAUCUCCUCUCGCCGGCAGAAAAAUGUUGAUGCUGCGGUGGAGAAGCUGCGGUCCAAGGGACUUGAGGUUAUGGGUGUCGUAUGCCAUGUCUCGAAUCCGCAGCAGAGGAAGGAACUCAUAGAUAAGACCAUCGAGAGGUAUGGAAAUAUUGAUAUUGUUGUGUCCAAUGCUGCUGCUAAUCCAACUGUUGAUAAUAUUUUGGAUACCAAAGAGGCUGUUCUUGACAAGCUUUGGGAGAUCAAUGUGAAAGCCAGUGUUUUACUCCUACAGGCUGUUGCAUCCUACCUGAACAAGGGAUCUUCCAUCAUCUUAAUAUCUUCUAUUUCUGGAUACAAUCCAGAACAGGGGCUUGCCAUGUAUGGGGUUACAAAGACGGCUCUUUUUGGGUUAACAAAGGCCCUGGCUUCUGAGAUGAGUCCAGAUACAAGGGUAAACUGCAUAGCUCCAGGAUUCGUGCCAACAAACUUCUCAGAUUUCCUUAUAAGAGACGAAGCAUUGAAAAAAGGCCUUGAAGAGAAAACGCUGCUGAAAAGGUUGGGCAAGGCAGAAGAUAUGGCCACCGCUGCUGCUUUCUUGGCAUCUGAUGACUCCUCAUAUAUCACAGGAGAAACCAUUGUUGUUGCAGGAGGCAUGCAAUCCAGAUUAAGCUGGAGGGACGAGAAAUCGGAGGCAAGAUCUAAGCUGUCGCGCAUGUCGCUGUCUUUCCAAUUAGCUCAAGCAGAGCAUAAGGAGGGGAAAAAUGGCAGUUUUGGAGGUCUGCAUACGCCGCGAUCGACUUCGUUGAAUAAUAGAGGAGCACGAGGGGUGACCUGCGUAAAAAGCAUCGCUCAAACGCUGGUCAUGGGCUGAUACACCUAAAAAU